CCUCCCCACCUCUCGUCAUGACGGCGUCUCCGGAUUACUUGGUGGUGCUUUUUGGGGUCACUGCUGGGGCCACUGGGGCCAAACUGGGCUCGGAUGAGAAGGAACUGAUCCUGCUGGUAUGGAAAGUGGUGGAUCUGGCUAACAAGAAGGUCGGACAGUUGCACGAAGUACUAGUUAGACCGGAUCAGUUGGAACUGACGGAGGAUUGCAAAGAAGAAACCAAGAUCGACGCCGAGAGCCUGCCCUCCGCGCCGCAGCUGGACCAAGCCCUCCGACAGUUUAACCAGUCAGUGAGCAACGAGCUGAAUAUUGGGGUAGGGACUUCCUUCUGUCUCUGUACUGAUGGGCAGCUUCACGUCAGGCAAAUUCUGCAUCCCGAGGCUUCCAAGAAGAAUGUAUUAUUGCCUGAAUGCUUCUAUUCCUUUUUUGAUCUUCGAAAAGAAUUCAAGAAGUGUUGCCCCGGUUCACCUGAGAUUGACAAACUGGAUGUUAGAGCGAUGGCAGAGUGCUUGAAUUUUGAGAAAAAUAGUUCACUCUUCCGGUUUGGAGCCUCUCAAGUUGAAGAUAUGGGGAACAUCAUUUUAGCAAUGAUUUCAGAGCCUUAUAAUCACAGGUUUUCAGAUCCAGAGAGAGUAAAUUACAAAUUUGAGAGUGGCACUUGCAGCAAGAUGGAGCUAAUAGAUGACAACACCGUAGUCAGGGCACGAGGGUUACCAUGGCAGUCAUCGGAUCAAGAUAUUGCAAGAUUCUUCAAAGGACUCAAUAUUGCCAAGGGAGGUGCUGCACUUUGUCUGAAUGCUCAGGGUCGAAGGAAUGGCGAAGCUCUGGUUAGGUUUGUAAGUGAAGAGCACCGAGACCUGGCACUGCAGAGGCACAAGCAUCACAUGGGGACCCGGUACAUUGAGGUUUAUAAAGCGACAGGCGAAGAUUUUCUCAAAAUUGCUGGUGGAACAUCCAACGAGGUAGCCCAGUUUCUCUCCAAGGAAAAUCAAGUCAUUGUUCGAAUGCGGGGCCUCCCUUUCACGGCCACAGCUGAGGAAGUGGUGGCUUUCUUUGGACAGCAUUGUCCCAUCACUGGGGGAAAAGAAGGCAUCCUCUUUGUAACCUACCCAGAUGGGAGGCCAACAGGGGAUGCUUUUGUCCUGUUUGCUUGUGAGGAAUAUGCACAGAAUGCAUUGAGGAAGCACAAGGACUUGUUGGGUAAAAGAUACAUUGAACUCUUCAGGAGCACAGCAGCUGAAGUCCAGCAGGUGCUGAAUCGAUUCUCCUCGGCCCCUCUCAUCCCACUUCCAACCCCACCCAUUAUUCCAGUACUACCUCAGCAAUUUGUGCCUCCUACAAAUGUUAGAGACUGUGUACGCCUUCGGGGUCUUCCCUAUGCAGCCACAAUUGAGGACAUCCUGGACUUCCUGGGAGAAUUCUCCACAGAUAUUCGAACUCAUGGAGUCCACAUGGUAUUGAAUCAUCAGGGCCGCCCUUCAGGAGAUGCCUUUAUCCAGAUGAAGUCUGCCGACAGAGCAUUUAUGGCCGCGCAGAAGUGCCAUAAAAAAACGAUGAAGGACAGAUAUGUUGAAGUCUUUCAGUGUUCAGCUGAGGAGAUGAACUUUGUGUUAAUGGGGGGCACUUUAAAUCGAAAUGGCUUAUCCCCACCGCCAUGUAAGUUACCAUGCUUGUCUCCUCCCUCCUACACAUUUCCAGCUCCUGCGGCAGUUAUUCCCACUGAAGCUGCCAUUUACCAGCCCUCUGUGCUUUUGAACCCACGAGCCCUCCAGCCCUCCACAGCCUACUAUCCAGCAGGCACUCAGCUCUUCAUGAAUUACACAGCAUACUACCCCAGCCCCCCAGGUUCGCCUAAUAGUCUUGGCUACUUCCCUACAGCUGCUAAUCUUAGCGGGGUCCCUCCGCAGCCUGGCACGGUGGUCAGAAUGCAGGGCCUGGCCUACAAUACUGGAGUUAAGGAAAUUCUUAACUUCUUCCAAGGUUACCAGUAUGCAACCGAGGAUGGACUUGUACACACAAGUGACCGGGCCAGGACUCUACCCAAAGAGUGGGUUUGUAUUUAAGGGCCCCAGCAGUUAGACCAGCCUCAGAAAAGAAGUGUUUGAAAGAUGUAUGGUGAUCCUGCUACUGUCCAACACAAGAAAACUUCCAGCAACUUCAGGGGAAGUUUGUCUAUACUCAGGCUACAGUAUUGUCAGCAAAAAAUGAUUGGAAGAGAGGACCUGUGUGCCCUGUCUUUUGGUGGAGUGAAAAAUUUGAGCCAAUGAAGCCAAAUCCUUAGGAAGCAGCAUGCAGCAUACUUGGCUCCUUGCUGAUUGCAAAAUAGGUAUUUAAAAUGUGAAUUUGAAAUGAGAUGACUUCCAGCUAAAGUGGCAUCAUAGAUGCUUCCUAAGAUUUAGGUAUUUGGAGAAAAAAGAAAAAAAAUACUCCACUCUCGUCUACCAUCUUUACAAUGAACUCUGUUAUGAAAGCUUUAUUUUUUUUUGCAUACCCGUCUUUCUCUCCAUCCCUGUCUUCUGCACACUUAAUGCGUCUUACUAAAUAAGUAAUUCAAGAAUAUGGUCUUAGACUAUUUAAAUCACAAAUUUAUGAGAAGAAAUGAAAUAAAACUAAAUCCUCAGUCUCUUGACCAAUAAUUUUCAGGAUAUCUCAUAGUUAAAAACCAGUCGAAACUGUUUUUUUGUGUAAACACUGUAGAAUCAAUGACAAGAAACCAUGUCCCCUAUGGAAAAAGCAUCCGGGUUAUCAAGUUGGAUCUCUUUGUCAGCAGUUUAAGAAUGACCUACGGGCCAAAAUGCAAAACCAAAAAUGAAGCAGCUACAUGUAGUUAGUCAUUUAGUUUGAACUGUAACUGAAUAUUGUGGCUUCAUAUGUAUUAUUUUAUAUUGUGCUUUUUUCGUUGUUGAUGGUUUAGACCUUAAUGAGAAAAACUGCAUAGUUUUUAAUAUCACAGAAAAUGAGACUUAUAGAAGGCAAUAUACUAACUGAAGUGAAAGCUUGUAUAUAGUAAGAUAGCCUUAAACUUUUUCCUCUGAUGCCUUAGCUGUCAAUGAAAACGUAAACACAUUAGGAAUAUGGUCAGCGUGCUAGACUUAGAGGUAAACACUGAUGCAGUUUGUGAGCAGGUACUGAUGCGGUCAGUGUUCAGCACUAUGUGUUUAGCUGUGUUUAUGCUACAAAAGUGCAAUAUUAGACACCAGCUAGUUAGUACUACUGCCUCAUGUAAUUCCAAAGAGAAAAUGGGAUUUGAUUAAGUGCACAUAUUUUUUUUUAAGUUACUCCAUUGUUCUUUGCUUGGAUGCAAUGCGAUGCAUAUUUCUGUGGCUGCUAUUUUCACUUAGUUAGCAUUCUUUUUGAUGAACACCUCGAGUGGAGAGCCAAACAUUGCCCUCUUCAGCUGACUUGCAGUGGCCCUUCCUCUAACUUCAUUAGGGAAGACAAAAAGCAAAAUGAAAACCAUUUGUGUAAAAAAUGGCACUUAAGAUCAGAAAGAAAUUCUUUAUAUGUGAUACCUUUAAGUGCUGUCUGCCUGAAGCUUUGCUAGGCAGUAAUACUUCCUACAAUACUACUGAAUUUUUGUAGAAUUGUUACAUUUGAUAAUAAAACUUGCCUGUUUAAUCUCAA
Molecule: messenger RNA, 3624 nt
Organism: Echinops telfairi (small Madagascar hedgehog)
Lineage: Eukaryota; Metazoa; Chordata; Mammalia; Afrosoricida; Tenrecidae
Gene: ESRP1
Product: epithelial splicing regulatory protein 1
Exons: 16
Coding region: 18-2063 (681 amino acids)
Biological process (GO): regulation of RNA splicing
Cellular component (GO): nucleoplasm; ribonucleoprotein complex
Molecular function (GO): mRNA binding
Source: RefSeq, a predicted model, not a curated record